GUAAGCUUUCCCGUUCUUUGUUUCUUUUCUUUUUAAUGGAAAAAAUGUUGUAAGUUUUUAUUUUUCAUUUCAUUUUCUUUUUCUCCUCUUCUGUUGCGUUGUCCCUUUUCAUCUUUGGAGCGUCCAGCCGUAAAUUACCUUUACCAUUAAAGUAACUAGACAUUAUGACCAACUUAUCAGUCACAUACAAAACGUAUUGUUAAUAACUACAUUGCAUUCUUACUUUGGAAUAUACUAUAAGGUAAGGCUGUUAUACAUAAAUGGUUUAAAGUUUGGAAUGCAUUGCCUGUUUUUAUCGAAAAUUCAAUCAUAAUAUAACACUCUUCAAUUGCAGUCUAGUACGUACAAUGCACAUAACUGAUGGUAAACAGCAGAGCCAUGGACGAACAAUCAACUGGUCUGGUGCAUAGCUCGGCAAUCCGCACCAGAAUGGCCAUUCCUAACAUCAAAAUGACUAAUCCAAUUAAGAAACUGGUCAGUAAACAAAGAAAACGUUAUACUGAAGACGGAUUCAACCUUGAUUUGACUUGUAUCCUUUUCAUCUUUAUUAAAUUAAUUAUUUUGCAAAUUUGAAACAUUUGCAUUUAUCUAGUAUAUUUUGAGGAUUAAGGAUUUAUGUAUUUAUGAAACUUAAUAAUUUAUUUUAAGAAGAUCUAUUUUUUUAAAAUAUUAAGUGAUUUUUCUAAUACUUUUAUCUAGGUACCUAUUUUUUUUUAAUUUACAUAUUUUUAAUGUAACAUUUAAAUAAUUAAGUAGUUACACAUAACAUAGUAUCUAUAAUAAAAGAAAAUAAUUAUUUUUAAACUAAAUUGAUAAAUAAGUUUUUUUUGAUUUAAUAUACAGUAGGUAAUAUAAUUAAAAUUGUAUGAUAAUUUUAAUUAUUUAGGUGAAAAAUAUUUGUGUCUAUAAAUGCUUUGAUAGCUUUCACUACCACUGCUGUAAAAACUAAUCAUCUAACCAUCAAUUAGUCCACAGUUCAGUCAAUAUAUAAUCAGGCAUUAUAUUCUUAUUGUAAAAUUAUAGUAACACAAUUUUUAGUAUUUGAAAGAUUAUAUUCAUUAGUGAAUAUUUCGUACACCGUGUACACAUAUUUUUUAAAUUCAGAAUUACUUUUUUAUUUUACAAUUUCUAAUUAUUUCAUUUUUCGCUGUGGUCUUUAAAUUUUUAGUUAGUCUUUCUUAUGUAAACGUUAAUUAUUUUUUGUUAUUGAGUUACUAUUUUUUUUAAGAAUAAUGUUAUAAUAUAUUUUAUAACAUUCGUUUUUAUUUGGCCCUUCUCUAGCUUUGUUACAUUGCAUACAAUUAUACUACUAGAAAAUAAAUAUUAUUGACAAUUUGUUUUUAUUUCAAUUAUUUAUCUAUUGAAUUUAUAAUAUAAAUAUUGUAUAUUUAAUAUAAUUUUUUUACCAUAUAUAUUUUUCCUUAAUUAGUAUUUUAAGACAUUGUUAACAAUGUGAUAGCAAUGGGAUUUCCAGCUGAAAAUUUAGAAGGUGUAGUGUAUCGAAAUCAUAUAGAUGAUGUGAGCAGGCUUCUUGAUAAGAAACAUCCUAAUCAUUAUAAAAUAUAUAAUCUGUAAGUAUUGUUAAAUACAAAUAUUGAUUUUGUAAUAAUUUUAUUUCAUUUUCAUGUUUUUAGUUGUUCAGAAAAGUCUUAUGAUGGUUCAAAAUUUCACCAACGUGUAGCAACCUAUCCAUUUCAAGAUCAUAACCCACCAAGUAUUGAGGUGAUACGACCUUUUUGUGAAGAUGUUGAAAAUUGGCUUAGUAGGGACGACAGAAAUGUAGCUGCUGUACAUUGCAAAGCUGGAAAGGUAAAAAAAGUUAUUUUGCAUAAUAGAAUAUGGCAUGUACAAGUUAUUAGCUAAUUGUUAUGUUUAUACAAUUUUUAUUUUUAUUAAAACAAAUUUAUCAAUAUAUUUAUUUGUAUGUACAUUUUAUUAAGGGCCGAACUGGUGUAAUGAUUUCUUGUUAUUUAAUACAUACUAAACAGUAUUCAUCAGCAGAAGAAGCUCUCAAUUAUUAUGGUCAACAGAGAACAUUAGAUGAAAAGGUAUUUAGAUUUAAAUAAAUACCUAUAUGUAUUUUUCAAACUUAAAUAAAUAAUAAUUUUAAAUAUAACAUAAAUACAACAUUACUAAUUCAGUUUACUAACUUUUUCAGGGUGUUACUAUUCCCAGUCAACGCCGAUAUGUUGACUAUUAUGCAUUGUUAGUGAAAUACAAUUUAAAUUACAAACCAGUUGUAUUGACUAUAAAGGAAAUAAAAUUAGAUCCUGUCCCUAACAUUUUUAACUCUGGGCAAACAUGUAAGUAAUUUAUAGUUAACAUUUUGUUUUUUAAACAAAUAAUAAAUUGUUUUUUUAACAAAAAAAAAAAAAAAAAGGUAUCCGUGUAGUAAUAUCAGAAUGGAUAGAUGGUAAUAGUUCAAAACUGAGAAAAGUUUACUCAUCCGAUGUUCAGGAUUUUCGGCGUAAUGCUUCUGAUGUGACUAUUCGUUUAACACAGAUUACUCAAGUCCUUGGUGAUGUGAAAGUAGAAUGUUAUAAUAAACAUAAAAUGAAGAAAAAGGUUUAAAAUUAAAAUUAACUAAUGAUAUUUAAUUCUCAUUUAUUAAAAAUUAAAAAUUAGAUAUUAAUUAGUUUUUUUUUUUUUUUUUUUCAGGAAAAAUUAUUUCAUUUUUGGUUUAAUACCUAUUUUGUUAGUGAAGCAGCUGGAAUAGAAAAUGGUAAUAGAAAUAAGUAUAAUGGCCAGCAUGAAAAAACAGUUCGUACAAAUAGUAUGGAUGAUUCAACUAACCUUCGAUUUCCAAAUAACAAAAUCCGGUAUGUUUAUUCAUUUUUAUUUAACUACGUGUUUUACAUAAAAUAAUUAUUGAUUAGACAUUAAUUCUUUAAAGUAGGAUACUUUUUAGUAACAUUGAUUGUUAAGUACUUAAAAGUAUUUUGAAAAUCAUAAAUUUAAUUAUAAAUACUUAGUUAUUAAGUUGUUAUUAUUUAUUUUAAUUGUUAACUAACUAUUAAUAUUUAAUUUAAUAAAAUUUGGUGUUUGAUAUAACUAUAAAUUAACCUUACAUUUUUGCUUUAAGUUUGAAUUAACAUAGGUUUAGUAGUACUGUUAUGUAUGUGAGAUGCAGAUUAUUUAUAUUUCUGAUCAUUAUUUAGAACGAAAUAAGUUUUUUAUUUUUUAAAUUACUAAAGCCAUAACUAUAAGUAUUAUGAUUUUUACAUUUCUUAUUUGAUUCUGAGCGUACUAGUAUAGCAAGGGAUCUAUUUUACUAUGAUGUAUGAUUUUUUUUUUCUUAACAUCUUAAAAAUUUCUCCUAUUAAAAAAUAGCAAGCCACCUUGCUUUUGCAUAUUGAAUUUAGAUGGUUUAUAGGAGGAUAAAACUUAUGGGAAAAACAAACUUGUUAAUGUUUAUUUACUUCAAGCCAUUAGGAUACUGCAAUUAUUUUAAAUUUGUACGUAUUGUUUAUCUUUUCAACCAGAAAUCUUGCUUUAGUCAAAAAAUGACAAGUUACCCCUUUUAUUGUGUUUGAUAUCUUGUUGGUGAGUACAUAAGUCAUUUUUUGGUUUUUCAACUAAUUUUCAUAAUAAUAAAAAACCAUGAAAAAGAUGAAAACUGACAGAUUUAUGGCGACAAUUUCAUUGGUUUAAAUGUUUACAAAUUAUGUUUUUAACUAGAAAUCUUGUGUUAUUUUAAUUUUAAAAAGAUCUUUUUUUGUUUCAUUUAAGAAUGAGUUGGUUAGUAAGAAAGUCGUGUUUUUUCAUUUUCCAAUCAUUUUUCAUUAGAAAAAACCAUACUAAAUAUAGGAAAGUGUAUGGCAUUAAUAGUUUCUUUAUUAUUGAUUUUGUGUUUUUGUUAUAUUUCAGUCGUUUUUGAUCUAAUGUUAGAUAAUAUAUUAUGUAGACUAAAUAAUGAAAUAUUUAAUAUUGGGUUUAUUAUAAGUUGUACUUAGUGGUAAAAUAAAAAGUGUAGUAUAAUAUUAUAAAAGUUUUCCUUUUUUAAAUUAGUUCUUAUUAUGAUGAAAAUUAUAAAAAUUACUUUUUUUCAAAACAUAUAUAACUGAACUUUGCACAGAUUCUUUUUAUUAGCGGUAUGAGAGGUACAGAACCUGUAUGUAUGAAUACAUAGAAUUAGCAAUCUAAUUUUUUUUUUUUUUGAGUACUGUUGUACAAUAAAUAAGUCUUUAUUCUUCUUUACCAACUUCCAUCCACAAUAGGUGCACACUCGUUAGCAGUAUUAGCUAUUUUAGAUCCUGAGUUUUUGUUUUUCUUUGGACAAUUUUUCUACCAGAGAACAUGCUCUGAUUUUUACAUGUAGCACUUGUUCUGAAAAGAAAUUUGUGUAUGGAGAUACUUUAGAGAGGUAUUUUUUGAUUUUCUCAAUAGUUUUCCUAACAAAUAUGAUAAACCAGAAAAUGUAAGAAAUUUAGGUAUUAGGUAAAAUUAUUAUGACCUUUUUUCCUGUGGACAACUUUUCUGCAAGUAAUUUUGCUUUAAUUUAUAAUACUAGCAAUGUUUCAAAAAGAAAUUCCAAUGGGAAGCACUUUUUUUGAGGGGUCAUUUUUUGAUUUUCUUAGGAUUUUUCCCAGCAAAUGUGAAAGAACAUGGGAAAAUUGGUACAUUAAACAAAUAUUAUUAAAAAUAAUAUAUAAUGCUUAUUUAAUUAUUUUAUCAUAAUAUGACAUAUAUAUUGUUGAUAAAACAUCACUAUCAACUGAAUUCCACCCAGAAUUGUUUUUUCAUUAGCAAUGGUUUAUCAUUGCUUACAGGUAUACAUUAAAUUACCUAUAACAGUGGCUGCACCCGUCCCCGGUAUUCUAGUAUGUCUUUUCUUUUUUUUUUUCUAGAUUCUGAGUGAUGUGAGACUAUUUCUACCAGAGACUAUUAUUUCAAUCAUCAGAAGCAUAAUAUCUUUUCUAAAAAUAAAUAUUGUCUAAUUGCAUUGAGGAGGUCAUUGAUUUUUAUUGUAAUUUUCUUAAUAAUUGAGAAAAACACAGAUUUUUUUUUUUUUUUGUUUACUGUAGUUCGGUUAGAAAACAGAGAUCCUAAUAGUUGCACCAUUGGAGGUAAAACUACUAAGUUAAUUAAAUUUUGCUCUAAUUGUUAUUUGUUAGUAAUAAUUUAUUGUUGCAUACAGAUCGAUCAAAUUAAUUAAUAUAUCUUACAUUUCACUUACAAAAGUCACACAACUACUACUUGGUUAACAUUGUAAUUAACUAAAGCAGCUGAUGUUCGUUGCAUCAUAGAUAAAUACAUAAUUUUUUUAAUAUAGAUUAUCAAUUUUGCCAUAAGUUUUUUAAAUAUUGCACACAAUAAUAUAAAUCAUUGUAUUUAAAUAACAUUUGAGUAUAGCGAUCAGUUGUAUUAAUUCAUGAAUUGUGUUUUAUAUUUUUUUUUUCUGGGGUUAUGGAAGCUAGCAUACCUGAAAAAUAUCCAAUAGCAAAUAGUUAUUUAUUGAUUGAUAUACUCUGCAUUUUAUUUUUACUAUCCAAGAAUAUUAUAGGUAAAAGUAAUAACUAGUGCUCGGAUUUAUAAGCUCUUAAAACCUUAGAAAUAAUUGAAUAGUGGAUAAAUAAUAUUAAUAAUAUGUACCUUUAUAUUUCAGACUUUUAUCCAUGUUCUAUUAUUAAAUAUUAAAUUUAUAAAAAUGAAUACAUAUUUUUUUUAUAAUAACUGUAAUUUUUAUGUAAUAGUGCAAAUUCUAUUGGUCAUGCGAAUGGAAGUGAUAAUCGCCUAUUGACAUUAACUAUGAACAAAUGGGACUUGGAUGGACAUAAGGAUAAACAAAAUAAACUAUUUAGUGCAGACUUCAACGUCCGUUUAUUAUUUGAACGUGCAGAUGUUUCUGAACCUGUCGUUGGUGAAACAUUAUCAGAAAGUGAAUCAAGUAGCUGUACAACAGCUGAAGAAGAUGACACUGGAUGCGAAGGAGAUGGAUGGGAAUCUGGUCAGUGAUUUACACAAACACAUAAUAAUAAAGUCAGGAUUAAUGUAAAAAUAAUUAAUCUGAUGAAAUAUUUCUCAUGUAGGCUAUCGCUUUAACUCCCUGUCUAAUUAGGCACGUGGAAAAAAAACAGUAUAUACACAUGAACAAAUCGUUGCUUGUGUGUAUCAUUUUGUAAAAACAACUUGUUUUCUCUUGUAUAUACUCAAAUUUUUAAAAUUAUCAUUUUCUUUAUAUAAAAUGCAAGUUUAAUGAAAUUAAUAUUCUUGUUUGAACAUUUUAGUAAAAUGCUAUCAUCCCUAAUUCUUCUUGUGUAGUAUUUUUUUAGAAUAAUGAUUGGUGAAGGCCGCUUUAUUGUCUCCCUUAGGCUUUCGUAAACCUGUCGCUUGAGCACAAUACACCUGAUGGCGUAGAUGCAAAUGUGAUUGUGUUUCCGGUGGUUCUAGGCGAGUCAACGUAUCUGUAAGAUAUCGGGAAUGCCACAAACAGAGGACGAACAACACAAACGUAUUUUUGUAUGUAUGUAUAUUGUAUUUGUAUACAUAUGUAUAUAUAUAUAUAUAUAUAUAUAUAUAUAUAUAUGUGUGUGUGUAUGUGUGUAUAUAUAUAUAUAUGUGUGUGUGUGUAUGUAUACGUAUAUAAUUUAAUAGCAAGUAAAUGUUUUUUUUUUCUAUGUUAAAAAACAUAGAUUAUAACAAUUAUUCUUACAAUUAUUAUAGUCUGGAUUUUAUAAGUCCUCCAUAUUUAGGCAUAUAUUCGCCUAUUUUAUUAUUUUUAUAGUACAAAGAAAAUAAAGUUUUAAUUCUGAUAACUUUAUUAAAAAUGUAUUUUUUAUUUUCGUGUUCAUCUGUUAAUUUUUAUUUAUAUGUCUUUUUUUUUUAAGUCUUCCAAUGUUGCCAUUGAAUAAAAUAAAAUGGACUUAGGAACAAUGUUUUUUUUUAUUAUUAUUAUUAUUAUUAUUAUUAUUAUUAUUAUUAAUUUUUUUAUGUUAUAAUAUUUAUUUAUAUAUUAUUAAUUAGAAUAUAAACUAUUCUGUAAAAGUAAUAGCCUACUAUUUCAUGUUUAAUAGGAUUGUUGCCAUGGUUUUUACUUUUAUUUACCAGUAUUAUUAUUUUUCAAAAUCAUUUAACUCUAUAAAUUGAAUAAUAGUACAACACAAGAACAAUUUGAUAUUGUAUGUUUUGUUGUUAUAUUUUAAUGCAUAAAACGUGAACAUAUAAUUUCUAUACAAUCAUUAAACUAUGAUUUGUUUUAUUAUCGUAAUUCUUUGUUCAUUAUAUUUUUUGCAUAUAUAUAAAUAUAUAUAUAUAUAUAAUUGAUAAGGUAAAAAAGUCACAUUUAUGGUUAUAAUACAUAAGACUUUUGAUCUAUUUAUUGGAUGUAUUGGUAACACUUUUCAAACUAAAAACAUGUCUAUGUAAGUAAUAUUAACAUAGAAUUGUAAUUUUUUUGAAAGUAUAUAUUGUAAUAUGUUCAUGUUAGUUGCCAGUUGGUGAUAAAUGAUAUAAAAUAACUGACUUGUAUUCUUUUUGCUACCAAUUUAAAUCUAAUGUUAUUAUUAAAAUAAUGAUUUUAUUAUAAUAAUUAAUGUUGAAUUCUUAUUAACUAUUGCUCAAAUAAAACAGAAAGUAUAGUUCAAAAUAAAUACAUUUGUUUUUAAAGUUUGAAGACCUAACUAAUCAAAAGUAUAUUAUGUCAAUUUGAUGUAUUAAUAGCACGCUAUAAUUUCAUUUACUGUCUCAGUCUAACUAAUGGGCAAUAAAAACAAUUACAUUCUUUAGAAUUUAAACUAUAGUGUUAACUGUUUAGGUUGAAAUUUAAGUUUUAACAAUUUAAAGAGGAGAAUAUUUUCAAUGGCACUACAUAUUUAUUUUUGUUAAACUAUCUAACUAAGUUACAGCUGUUUUAUAAAAGCAAAAACUAAUAUGACCAUAACUAUUCUAUUUUGCAAUUUAAGGUAAAUAAUGAAGAUCUGAUAAAUGUAUUAACUUUUAUUCUGUUUAAUAUUUUAAGUUAAAUUAAGAUUUUUCUUUUAAGUAAUCAUUACUACAUUCUUGUGUUGAAACUUGUAUAUUUGUUCAAAACUAAAAAUUAAAUAAAUGUUUUAUAUUAAAAUAAAGUUUUGGUGUUACAAAUAUUAUUUGAUGAUGAGGCAUUCAUUUUCUACAGAUUUUUAAAGUUCACAAAAAGUUUUAAUUUUUUUAUUACCAUUUCUAUAUAAUAUUAAAAAUAUAAUUUAUACAAACUAUUUUAAUAAUGAAUAUUAUCAUAUAAUUAUUUACUGCAACAAAUUUUAGAAAAUGAUUUAUCAUUAUUAAACAUAAUAUGCAACACUAAAAUUUUGUUUAAAAACAAUUUUAUACAAUGGCUCUUUAAUUUUGCAAACAAUUUAAUUUUAUUACAUUUUUUUUGUUGCAGUUAAACACUUAAAAAUAUUAAACAGAACAGAAUGUAUUGUAUUUGUCAAAUAUCCAUAGUACAACUUUUAUUUUAAGAACAAAGUAAUUUUAUGUUCUUAAAAAUAUGCUCAUUGCUGCAAUAAUUUAAAUUCUUAAUUAUGUAAUUUUGUUGUUCAUUAGUACUGGGACCAAAAAUGCGGAUACAAUUUUUUUUUUUGAAUACUAUUUUUUAUUUUUGUUAAAAAAUAGCAUCAUAUAUGAUUGAACCAUAAUAAUUGAUUACAUUUAUUAACAUUUCUUUAUAAUUACUGCUUUAUUUUGAAGUAUAUUUUCUGUUUAUAGUUUAAUAGCAUCAAAUUGUCGUCUUGAAUGAAUUUAAUGCAUAAAUGUGGGUAUAAAAGACCAUUGGUCGUUUUUUAAUUAAACUAUCAAAUUGACUGGUGUAUAAACAAAUACCAAAGUAUAAUGCAAGUACGCAAUCAUCUUAAUUUACAAUAUAGGGACACUAAUUAGUUAUAAUAAUCUGUAGAAGUUGAUCCUAAAUUAAUCUUCAUCUAUUCUAACUUAUAAUACGAAUAACCUGGAAUUAUUUGUCACUUACCAGUUAAUAAUUGUACAUUUGUACCCAUUAAUUUAUUGUAAAUCCAAACAUAAUGAAUUUAUACAAAUUGUAUUAUAUUUAAAUUCUAAUGUAAAGAGUAUAAUAAUAAUAUUAUUAUUUUAAAAGUUUAAAAAUUAGAAUUUAAGAUCACAUACAUAUUGUACUAAGUACUACUUAUUAUACACCACACAAUAUUUUAAACAAUUUGUAGUUUUUAUUAAUAUAAUUAUAUAUAUAUAUAUAUUUAUAUAAAAAAAAACUGUUUAAAAAUUUAAAUAUAAUUAUUUAUGAAACUAACAAAUAGCAAUAUUACAAUGUUUUUUGAUUGUGUUGUUCAUGUUUUUAAGAAAAUUUAAAAAAAGUCCAGGUAUCAUUGUAUUAAAUAUUAAUAUGUAAAUGCUUUUUAUGAAAUUGUAGUUAGUACCCUCUUUUUAACAAAACAUUUACUAUCAGAGAAAUUAAUAAAACAAAUAAUGCACCAUUGUAAAACUAAUAAAUUUUAUUCUGCUCAGAUUAAAAUUUGUAUAUUUUUAAAAAUAUCUGCAUUAUGUUUUCUCGUUCACAUUGCAAUUUUUAAAUUUUAUUUUAAUAUCUAUUAUAUUGAGUUUUUUUUGUACUUUUCAAUAAUUGAUUAUAUAUUUAUGGAUGAAUUGCUACAUGCGUUUGUCGGUGGAACAGUGCAAAUAAAACUAGUGGUUUUUAGUUGUUCUAAACAAGUAGAAGUUUCCAAUUUUAUUAUAUUUUGAGAUAAUAAUUUAAAUUCUUUUAACUGACAAUUUUUCCUGUAUUGUUUAUUUUUCAGUGUAUUUAUUUCCAUAUUAUUAAAUUCAUUUUCACGUUGCAAUUGCUUAAUAUUGUUUUUUAAGCAAAAUAUAUCAGUUUCCUUUCUAUCGUUCUCUUGUUUUAAUUUUUGAACUUCGUUUUUCAUUUCACUGUAUUUUUGUAAACUGGCUUCUUUUAAAUCUUUCAAAGUAGUGACUAAUGUUUUAACUUUGUAUUUAUCGUCAUUUAUCAUACAAUUAACUUGAUUAUAUUGUAACUCUAAAUCUUUCAAUUUAAUGCAUUUCAUUUUUAACUCAUUUGACAAUGAUUCAAUCUCAAAUUUCCAUUUUUCUUCAGCAUGUGUUGCACAUGAUCUUGUAUCAUCGAGUUUUAAUUGUGUACAUUUAAUGUCCU
This is a messenger RNA of Cinara cedri, 10120 nucleotides long. Lineage: Eukaryota; Metazoa; Arthropoda; Insecta; Hemiptera; Aphididae. The record is from the annotation of a GenBank genome assembly.